GGUAUAGAGAGAGAUUUUGCAGUCUCGGAGUUUAGUUCCGGUUUGUUCACGGAAGCAACUCUGACAAGUGAAGCUACUUCCGCCUUUAGCCGACGCUCAUCAUACAGAGCAAUGACAGCAACCUUACGUCCUUAUCUCAAUGCGGUGCGUGCCACUCUGCAGGCCGCCCUCUGCCUGGAGAAUUUCUCCUCACAAGUGGUCGAGAGACACAACAAGCCAGAGGUGGAAGUGCGGAGUAGUAAAGAGCUGCUCCUCCAGCCGGUCAUCAUCAGCCGCAAUGAUAAGGAGAAAGUUCUAAUCGAGGGCUCCAUUAACUCUGUCAGAGUUAGCAUUGCAGUCAAGCAGGCAGAUGAGAUUGAGAAAAUUUUGUGCCAUAAAUUCAUGCGUUUCAUGAUGAUGAGGGCAGAGAACUUCUUCAUCCUGAGGAGGAAACCUGUUGAGGGCUAUGACAUCAGCUUUCUCAUCACCAACUUCCACACGGAGCAGAUGUACAAACAUAAACUGGUGGAUUUUGUGAUUCAUUUCAUGGAGGAAAUUGACAAAGAGAUUAGUGAAAUGAAGCUGUCCGUCAAUGCCAGGGCUCGUAUUGUUGCUGAAGAGUUCCUCAAAAAUUUCUGAGAGAGAAAACCAUGGAAUACAUUCCUUUUGCGAUUUCAGCCGACAGUGUGGGUCGCUCACCUCGCAGGUCAGAGAGAAGAAAAAACAGGAUAAGAAAAGAAAAGAUGAGAAAAAAUAGACGUGCAGUAAACAUUCACAUGCUGAUGGGAUUUGCCCUUAAAACUAAAAUUCCCCUUUGCUCCAAAGUAUUGAUAUUUGUACAUAAUAAAUGAUCACAACACACAUUCAUUUCUGCCUUCAAAACAUCCAAGAAAUUCAGGGCAGGUCCUGUUUUAAAAGAUUUUUGUUAUCAAUACUAAUGAGCACAGGGUAAUAUGGAAUUUUUAAAUUUAUUUAAAUGUUUUUUUUAAUAUAUAUUAUAUGCACAUACAUUAAGUGAAGUAUUUUUGUUAUGGCAGAUUUGAAACCAUGAGGGCAAUCAAUUGGUGCAUGUUUCCUGUCUUAGUAUACAGAGUGAACCCUAUUGUAAAUGGAAAUAAUGAGAAUAAAUAUUCAUGCUGGCUUGUUAUACUUGUGAAGAUAAAUAAAGAAUAUUCUUUGUA
Messenger RNA from Notolabrus celidotus (New Zealand spotty), 1160 nucleotides. RefSeq names its product actin related protein 2/3 complex, subunit 4 (gene arpc4). The record is from RefSeq and is a predicted model, not a curated record. Gene Ontology annotation, cellular component: Arp2/3 protein complex; actin cytoskeleton. The coding region runs from base 112 to 618 and encodes 168 amino acids. Gene Ontology annotation, biological process: actin filament polymerization; Arp2/3 complex-mediated actin nucleation. NCBI's taxonomy places the organism in Eukaryota, Metazoa, Chordata, Actinopteri, Labriformes, Labridae. Gene Ontology annotation, molecular function: actin filament binding. The transcript has 6 exons.